Trichoplusia ni (cabbage looper) is the source of this 1779-nucleotide messenger RNA. RefSeq lists its product as uncharacterized. The coding region runs from base 465 to 1715 and encodes 416 amino acids. Gene Ontology annotation, molecular function: nucleic acid binding; zinc ion binding. NCBI's taxonomy places the organism in Eukaryota, Metazoa, Arthropoda, Insecta, Lepidoptera, Noctuidae. The transcript has a single exon. The record is from RefSeq and is a predicted model, not a curated record.
UCAAAUUGAAUUUUUCCCGGACAAAAAAUUAAGAUCUGGAAGUUGUGUCGCCCGAGGGUCGCACAGGGAGCGGCGCGGGCGGCGGGGCGCGGAGGGGGGUGUACACGCUAACUUUUAAAGCUCCCAAGAGCGGCUCACUCUGUGUGUUCCGCGAAUAUUUCGACUAUUUUUUUCCAUUAAGCGCGAGUUCUUAUGAUGUCGAUUACUGUUUCACAGUUUUAUUUGCUCACCCGAAACCAGGAACCUUAUUUAAAAGAUAUAUGAGGAUUAUUUGAGCUGUGAGACUAAGCGGACGUACUUAUUGUUGUGAUUAUAAUGAGACAUUUUUAAUUACAAAUAUUAAUUAGUAAUAUUUCUUUUUUUGCAAACCUGCAAAAAUUAAGUGUGUCGCGUGUAUGCAUCUUUAUACACUGUACAAGAUGAAGCACUUUUAUUAAGUACUAAAGAGUGUUUUCUGUGUUAGUAUGUCUAACCCAGGAAUAAGCCCUUUUGGGCGUAGCCAAUUAUUACGGCGUAGUCCACCGCCAACGCCUUCGCCGUCUGAACAACACCAGACUCUUGGAGACCGAGAGCCGCCAGCGUCCACUGAGCCUGAGGUGGAAUACGUUUCUACGCCGGAGAUCCAGAAAUGGUUGACCUCUAUCGACUCCAUUAUGUCGGAAGUUUGUGGUAUCGUAGCUGAAGGUAAAAUGAAUAACGACCAGAAACUCCGUGUCACCAACCUAUGCCGUAAGGUCUCUCAUGGGACAUCUCAGAUGGCGGUACUAUACCAGUCCCUGAAGCAGAAGGCAAUCCAGGCCCAUGUUACUAUACGACAACUGCAAGGAGAACAGGACAUCGCGAACUCCCUCCAAGAACUAAGACAGGUUGUAGCAGCUGAACGCCAGUCAGGUUCUACUUCAUAUGCCAAUAUGGUAAAAAAAGGAGAGGACAAAUUUGUACGCCCAGCCAAUCUCAGCUCUCUUGCUAUUUACCCAAAUGACAAGACGCAGAGCAGUGAUGAUACCAAGACCCUUGUCCAGAAAAUUAUCUCGCCUGGAGAGCUGAAACUUCGAGUCCGUGGUUUGAAGAAAAUUAAAAACGGAGGAGUUAUUAUCAGUGCGGACAGCAAAGGCGACAUUGAGAAGCUGAAAACUUCAGAAAAACUGGUUUCUUCAGGCCUCAAAGUCGAAGAACCCUCAAAGCGCCGUCCUCGUAUCGCAGUCGUUGGUGUCCCGGUAGCCCUUACUGAAUCGGAGGUAAUGGAGUGCAUUUUUGAACAAAACCUCUCUGAAAAAUUGCCGAAUACUACGCGUGCGUCAUUUCUAAGUGAUGUAAGAUUGAGCCACAAGUCGGGUAAGAAAGAUCGUCCUACCUGUAACUACAUCAUUGAAGUUCCAGCUAGCAUUAGAAAAAUGCUGAUUAAUCAAGGCCGUAUUUUUAUUAAUUGGACGUCGUGCCCAGUAAGAGACUUUACAAUAGUGACCAGAUGCUUUAACUGCCAACAGUUUGGUCAUGCAGCCAAGUUUUGUCGCGAAACAAGCCCUACUUGCAACCACUGUGGGGAGAUGGGACAUUCUUUUAAAGAAUGCAACAACAAAUCCGCUCCUGCCCAAUGUGCAACCUGCAAGCGAUUCAAGCGUAAAUGUGACCACCCUACUGGCGAUGUGAACUGCCCAGCACGCAAAUAUGCAGAGGACAAUUAUAUACACACGAUAGAUUAUGAAGGCGCCUAAGAGCGCCGAUUAUUUUACUUGUAAGUAGCACUUAAACACUAGAUUUUACUUCUCUUUUGUAUUA